AUGUCAUCGUCUCACGCUAUUUACCCAAGCUUGCGGGGCAAGACAGUGCUCAUUACAGGCGGCGCAGAGGGCAUCGGCGCUGCGACAGUCGAGUUGUUCACCCUCCAAGGCUGCCAGGCCAUUUUCCUCGACAUUGCUGAAUCGUCAGCGCAAAAGACAAUUAACAGUGCCGUAUCGCGAUCGCAAGACGCCAAAGUAGAUGCGAAAGCGCCUAUCUUCUACAAGUGCAAUGUUGCAGAACUAUCUCAAUUGCAGGCCACUGUGAAGGACAUUCAGGAAAGACACGGCAUGGUCCAUAUUUUGGUGAACAACGCCGCGGCAGCUGGAAACAGAGCCAGACUUACCACAGAAAAUGUCACAUCCGACGAUUGGGACUUCAACAUCAACACCAAUCUGCGACAUGUCUUCUUUCUGAGCCAGGCUGUUCUACCAGCCAUGAAAGAAGCAAGAAGCGGCAGCAUCAUCAAUUUAGGAUCCAUUACCUGGCGCAUCCCCGCCGAAGGAACCCCAGUUUACGGAGCCUGCAAAGCCGCCAUCAUGGGCCUCACACGCACGCAAAGCAAAGAAUUCGGCAGGUUCAACAUUCGCAUCAACAGCGUCAUGCCUGGCGCCAUCGCAACGCAGAGACAGAGAGAUGAGGUUCUCACGCCAGAGUAUCGCGAGGUAGUGAUGCGGGGCCAGAGUCUACAGCGGGAUCUUGAGCCUGAGGAGGUGGCCAAGGUGAUUGUGUUUUUGGGCAGCGAUGAAGCUAGCGGCGUGACAGGUAGCUCUUAUGUUGUUGAUGCUGGGUGGUGUAGCGAUCCUUGA
Molecule: messenger RNA, 807 nt
Organism: Fusarium sp. VM40
Lineage: Eukaryota; Fungi; Ascomycota; Sordariomycetes; Hypocreales; Nectriaceae
Source: the annotation of a GenBank genome assembly